AUGGGCUAUAAACGCAAGCUUGUCGUCGACGACAAAGCAGUCACAGAAGGCGCAGGCCUGACUUUAAGACAAAGCUUGAUACCAUGCGGAUUAGUAACCAUCCUGUUCUUCCUCUGGGGUUUCGCAUACGGCCUUCUGGAUGUUCUAAACUCUCACUUUCGGACUCUCUUGAAUAUUACCCCAGCUGAAGUUACCGGAUUGUCUGCUGCGUACUUCGGUGCCUACUUCCUAUGUCCGCUGACGAUCUCGGGAUGGAUACUGAGACGAUUCGGAUUUCGUGUCACCUUUAUGACUGGCCUAGCCAUCCUCACCGUAGGAUGCCUCCUCUUCUGGCCCUCGGGCGUGAAGGCCUCCUUCGGCGGCUUCUGCGGCAGCAUGUUCGUCGUCGGCGCGGGCCUCGCCACCCUCGAAGUCGGAGCCGACAACUUCCUGGCCAUCUGCGGUCCUCCACGAUACUCUGAGAUCCGCCUCAAUCUGGCCCAAGGCAUCCAAGGGGUGGGUUCUUUCGUGGCGCCGCUGCUGGCAUCCCGUGUGUUCUUCGCCAAGACCAUCGACAACGAGGCUGGCUUGAAGAAUGUGCAAUGGGUGUAUCUGGGGGUCGCCUGCUUUGUGGCGCUGCUGAUUGUCCUAUUCUACCUGGCGCCGAUGCCCGAGGUCACUGACGGAGAUAUGAAUCUUCAAGAGGCGGAAAUUGCGGGUGAAGAAGUGGGACCGCUGCGGAAGCAGUACAAUCUAUAUCUGGGUGUAUGGUCGCAGUUCUGCUAUGUGGGUGCGCAGGUUGCUGUUGCCAACUUCUUCAUCGACUUUUGUGUGGAGGCGGGAUACGAGAAGGCGUUUUCCUCGGACCUCCUCGCGAUUGGCCAAGGGCUGUACGCCUUUAACCGCUUCCUCGCAGCAAUGUUGAUGACCCUCAAGCCCUUCAAGCCCAGGUACAUCCUCGCAGUCUAUCUCGGCCUAUGCUUCGUCUUUGGACUUGCCGCAACACUGACCAAGGGCCACACAAGCGUCGCGUUGCUCAUUCUCGUUUUGUGCUUCGAGAGCGCCUGCUUCGCCACCAUCUUCACCCUCGCCCUCCGCGGUCUAGGCUGCCACACCAAGCGCGGCGGCAGCUGGCUCGUGGCCGCCAUUUCCGGCGGUGCUGCCAUUCCGCCCAUGACUGGCGCCGUGGCUACGCGCACUGGCAGCUUCCACACGGCCAUGGCGAUCCCUACGGCGUUUUAUGUGCUCGCGUUUGUGUUCCCUGUGUAUGCGAAUGUGUGGAAUAGGGAUGUCCUUGAUGGGCAUAGGAAUACGGAUUUGAAUGUUGAUGAGGUACAUGCGAUUCGUACAGAGGGUGAGGAUAAAGGGGAGAGGGAUGCAACGGCGCGUGUGCAGGAGGUGAAAUAA
Molecule: messenger RNA, 1386 nt
Organism: Westerdykella ornata
Lineage: Eukaryota; Fungi; Ascomycota; Dothideomycetes; Pleosporales; Sporormiaceae
Product: glucose/galactose transporter
Exons: 5
Coding region: 1-1386 (461 amino acids)
Biological process (GO): transmembrane transport
Molecular function (GO): transmembrane transporter activity
Source: RefSeq, a predicted model, not a curated record